Messenger RNA from Carya illinoinensis, 1260 nucleotides. RefSeq names its product ras-related protein RABF1. The transcript is spliced from 8 exons. The record is from RefSeq and is a predicted model, not a curated record. Gene Ontology annotation, molecular function: GTP binding; GTPase activity. The coding region runs from base 223 to 825 and encodes 200 amino acids. NCBI's taxonomy places the organism in Eukaryota, Viridiplantae, Streptophyta, Magnoliopsida, Fagales, Juglandaceae.
UUUAAAUUCUUUUGCCCUUUUUUGGUACGGCUGCGUGAUUAGGUAGGUAUAAAAUGCAGCCAUUAACAUUUAACGACCUUUUAAUUCCACCAAUAAGCCAUCUCUUCCGUACUACAGAGUACUUCUAAGUUCUUUCUUACCUAAAUCUAAUACUCCUCUCCAGCCAUUAGCCCUAAUUGCACGCAUAUAGUAUUCCCAUUAAACGUACAGUUUCUGCUCGCCAUGGGUUGCUCUUCCUCUCUUCCAGAUAGGACUCCCGGGCGGUUGACCGGCACAAAUUCUGAGAAUGGCGGAGUGCUGGACCCAAAAAAUCUUCGCGUGAAGCUGGUAUUAUUAGGCGACUCUGGUGUUGGUAAAAGCUGUAUUGUUCUUCGCUUUGUUCGCGGUCAGUUUGACCCAACAUCCAAGGUAACUGUCGGAGCUUCAUUCUUAUCACAGACAAUAGCUUUGCAAGACUCCACAACAGUUAAGUUUGAAAUAUGGGACACUGCUGGACAGGAGAGAUAUGCAGCAUUGGCACCACUUUACUACCGAGGUGCUGCAGUUGCAGUUAUUGUGUAUGAUAUAACUAGCCCAGAGUCAUUCAUCAAAGCACAAUAUUGGGUUAAGGAGCUACAAAAACAUGGAAGCCCUGAUAUAGUCAUGGCCUUAGUUGGUAACAAAGCUGAUCUUCAGGAAAAGCGGGAAGUACCAGUUCAGGAUGGCAUUGACUAUGCAGAGAAGAAUGGAAUGUUUUUUAUUGAGACAUCUGCAAAGACAGCAGAUAAUAUAAAUCAGCUGUUUGAGGAAAUUGGGAAGCGAUUACCCCGUCCACCCUCCUCUUGAUUGAAGAAAUUUGAAACUGAAUAAACUAAAGAGCGGGUCAAGUUGUGGGAGCACUUUUAUCCGUUAGUUUGUGUAUAUGGCUGUCUGUACAAGACAUGCCUUGCGAUUUAUUUUUCUGUGCUCCUAACUAUGCAUGCAAGACGGUUUGAACACAAAAGAGUGAACUGGACAAGGCCAUAAGAGAGAGGAUCCCACACAAUGCAGCCACUCUUCGUGUUUAAGAGAUCAAAUAUACCAACACUGAUAAAAUGCCUGCGAGAAGUUAUCAAGGCAGACCGCGGGGACUACAGUCUUUUUGUUACUCUCGCGCAGCCUCCUUAUUUGUUUUGACUGAAUUAAGAUUAUAAUCCACACUACUGUAAACAAAAGGAAUAGAGGAUGUCAUUCGACAACCAUUUUAAACACGCAACCGAAGGGCAAAAUGCAUUGAGCUUA